AAAGGGCUUUCACUGUGUGAAACGUGCUGCAAUGCUGUGUUGGGCUACUCACCUUAGCAUGGCUGCGCAUGUGUGCUUGGGAGUCCGUAAAGUUUUUUUCUUUCUUCUUUUCCUAUAAGAGGAGAGCCCCGUUACUUUCAUCCCGCACAGUCAGGCACAAUGCUGCCCUUUGACGAGCUGCUGGUCGCCGUAGGAGAGUUUGGGCCUUACCAGAAAAGGCUCUGCAUGUUGUCAUGCAUCACCGGAAUCUUCUUCGCCUUCCUUUAUGUGGGUGUCGUGUUUUUGGGCAGCACUCCCGGACACUGGUGCCGGGAACCAGGAGGGGAGACGAUCCAGGAGAUGUGCGGCUGGACAGAGGAGGAGUUCAGGCAGCUGACGGUACCCCGAUCGACGCUGGGCACUUUCAGUAGCUGUCAGAGGUUUGACGUGGACUGGAACAUCACUCGGGUCGACUGCGGCAACCGGCAGGAUGACCCGAGCUCCCUCAACAACACUCGGCUGGCUCCCUGCACCAAUGGCUGGGCAUUUGACCCGUCUCUCUCCACCAUUGUCUCUGAGUUUCAGUUGGUAUGUGAGAAUGCGUGGCAGGCGGACCUGAACCAGGCAUUUUUAAAUGUCGGCUUACUCCUGGGGGCCCUGGUGAUCGGAUAUGGAGCAGACAGAUACGGCCGAAAGCUCUGCUUCCUCAUUUCCAUUUUUGGAUUUGGGAUCUCUGGUAUAGGGAUGAUAUUUUCCCCUAAUUAUAUGGUCCUUCUGGUGAUCCGCAUCAUCCAGGGAGUUUUUGGAAAAGGGGCUUGGAUGUCCGCUUAUGUCCUGGUAACUGAGAUCGUCGGCUCCGAUCAGCGGCGACUGGUGGGGACCGUGGCCCAAUUAUUCUUCACCGCCGGGGUCAUCAUUCUGCCGGGAAUCGCCUACCUCAUCCCGUCAUGGAAGACGCUGCAGUUCUCCAUAACAGCUCCAUGCUUCCUCUUCUUGGUAUAUUACUGGCUCCUUCCAGAGUCCCCACGAUGGCUCCUCUCUAUGAAAAGGACCACAGAGGCCAUGGAGAUAGUCAAGCAUAUGGCCAAAAAGAACGGAAAAUCCCUCCCACAAGAUUACAUUACGAUGCAGCUACUACAGCCUGGACUUGAGGAUAAUUUAUCAAGCAACCCAGUUCCCUGGGAUGUUUUUAAGACUCCUCAGAUGAAGAAGAUCACUUUAAUCUUGAUGUAUGCAUGGUUUACCAGCUCAGUGGUCUACCAGGGCCUGAUAAUGCGUACCGGCAUCGUUUGGGGCAACCUGCACCUGGAGUUCUUCAUAACCGGCGUGGUGGAGCUGCCCUCUGCUCUGCUCUUCUACCUGACCGUGGAUUGGCUCGGCCGCAGGAUCCCUUUUGCAGUAUCUAACAUCAUUGGAGGGCUGUCCUGUUUGGCCACUGCUUUUAUACCAGAAGGUAUAAAAGCAUGUAUAAAAGCAUGUAUACCAGAAGAUAUCUCAUGGCUGAAGACCGCUAUAGCCAUCAUUGGAAGACUUGGAAUAACACUUGGCUUUGAAAUUGUGUACCUAAUCAGUACUGAACUUUAUCCCACAACAUUACGGAACCUUGGCGUUUCUGUGGUGUCGUCUCUGAGUGACAUCGGUGGAAUUGCAGCCCCGUUCCUGCUCUUCAGGUUAGCUAGCGUGUGGACAGAGCUUCCAAUGGUUCUAUACGGGCUCAUGUCUUUGAUCUAUGGGGCUCUGGUUUUUCUCUUGCCUGAGACAAAAGGUAUUGAUCUGCCUGAGAGUACUGAGGACAUAGAAGCUCUGAAAAGAGUUGAAAUGGUACAUGCAAAUGGAUAGAGGCCAGCCGUGUCGCUGCAUGAGCUCCCGAAAAGCUGAACAAACAGAACGUGGCGAGGCCUACUCCAGCAAGGAAUGGGAAAGUGGGUGGGGCCAGGUGGGGCAGAGCCAAUCACAAAGCAGUGUGAGUUUAUGUCAGGAUCAAGGUUUUUUACCAUAUAUGCAACCUUCUUGCUUGAUAAAACUUGCUAAACACAAUGUGUACAGUAGAAAUAUGAUUGGACCUACUGUAUCUUCAGGUUAUUAAUGAAUGCCCUAAAAAUGACAGUGAAUGAUAUGAAAAGAUAGGCAAAACGGUGGAUCAUGUGAUUCAAGUAAAAUGCUAUUGUCCUAUUUUCACGUAAACAUUCCACUUCAGUUACAUAUCAGAGCAGGCAUUUAUAAAGGCAGGCCUCAAGCAGUUAUAAAGGCAGGCCUUGUAUAUCAUAAUGUACCAUUUCACAUGAUUUAUUUUGAACAAGGGUCUGAAGAUCACAAAAUCUAGUGCUUGUGAAAACAUAUCCCAUUAAUCUGAGUUUCCCCGUGAAAAUACUGCAGUGAAGCUUCACUUAAACUUUUACACAAAACUAAGAUCCAGGCAAGUAAUUUAGUUACAAGAGAAGAACAAAACAUUUCAACUUUUGCAGAUUAUUUAAAUCCAUUAAUAAAAGCAAGAUAGCUGUAAUUCUGUUAGUUUAGCAGUUGCCUGGAUAUGUACAUUAUGUUUAGAUUUUAAAAAUUGUGCGUUAUAGUUUAACUAAAAUACAUUAAAUACAUAUACAUUUUAAAUAUUGGCUAGCAAACCAGUGCAGGGGACCUUGAUAAUUUUGAGACCCAAAUUUAAUCUGACUUUAGUAGUAUAGUAGACUGCAGCUUACUGAAGUGGGCUGGCUGUUUUUCUUUAAUCUAGACUGUGUUGUGUAUAUAAUUAACGACUUUUGAUUUUAACAUUUUUAUAUUUUUCUGUAUUUUUUCAUUUUUACAUUACAUAGAUUAUAUAGACACUACAGAAAAUCAGGAUCACGAACAAUAAAAUUAUACAACUAUUACUGUAAAAGCUGCACUUAAAAUGAAUUUUAAUUUUUCAUCAUUUUGAAUCCACAUUCUGUUAAAAGGCAUGUGGUGUGUUCCCUGCUAUAACAAUAUCUCAGUUUUCCCCAAUACACAAGACCACUUAUUCACCAGAUAAAGUGUAAUUCAUAUUGCUAUGACCAAGCAAGUAUACUGUUUUUCUGUAUUAUUAUUGUGUUUUUUACUAAUUGUAUUUUGCUGUAAAAUUCAACUGAAGCCGCUCUGAAUAAGAAUAUUCAAUAUUAAGAAAUGUAUAUGAAAUUUCAUCAAAAUAUUUACCCACAUAAAUCUUGUGAGAACACA
Messenger RNA from Paramormyrops kingsleyae, 3171 nucleotides. RefSeq names its product solute carrier family 22 member 3 (gene slc22a3). Gene Ontology annotation, molecular function: transmembrane transporter activity. Gene Ontology annotation, biological process: transmembrane transport. Gene Ontology annotation, cellular component: membrane. Lineage: Eukaryota; Metazoa; Chordata; Actinopteri; Osteoglossiformes; Mormyridae. The record is from RefSeq and is a predicted model, not a curated record.